Molecule: messenger RNA, 1546 nt
Organism: Diospyros lotus (date-plum)
Lineage: Eukaryota; Viridiplantae; Streptophyta; Magnoliopsida; Ericales; Ebenaceae
Product: agamous-like MADS-box protein MADS2
Exons: 8
Coding region: 422-1180 (252 amino acids)
Biological process (GO): positive regulation of transcription by RNA polymerase II
Cellular component (GO): nucleus
Molecular function (GO): RNA polymerase II cis-regulatory region sequence-specific DNA binding; protein dimerization activity; DNA-binding transcription factor activity, RNA polymerase II-specific
Source: RefSeq, a predicted model, not a curated record
UGAUAAUCUUUAGGAUAAAACAGAGAAUCCCAAGUUGGAGAAGAAGAAGAAGAAGUGAGCCAAGCCCAGACCCAGAAGUCUCUCUCUUCUCUUUCUAGAUCUUCUUCUCUUUCUCUCUCUAUAUCUAUAUAUCCAUAUAUAUAUAUGUAUGUUUAUGUACGUAUAGUCACAGCUUUCCAUCUUUAUCUUUAUCUCUAGAUAUGUGUAGGGUUUGCAGCGUCCGUCUCUUGUCUUUCACCCUUUUGGUUACAUUGCGUACCCUCUAAGCAAAAGGAGAGAGGAGAAGAAGCUGAUCAGGGAAGAAACAAAACAAAACAAAAACAAGAAAGAAAGAACUGAGAAAGUUGCAAGAGGAAUUGUCAAUUACUAUUAUUAUUACCAUUAUUAUAUAUAAAAGGGAAAGAGGGGGAAGAGAGGGGAAAUGGGGAGGGGAAGAGUGGAGCUGAAGAGGAUAGAGAACAAGAUAAACAGGCAGGUGACGUUCGCAAAGAGGAGGAAUGGGUUGCUCAAGAAGGCUUACGAGCUCUCUGUUCUGUGCGAUGCCGAGGUUGCUCUCAUCAUCUUCUCCAACCGUGGCAAGCUCUAUGAGUUCUCUAGCAUCAACAAUAUGCUCAAAACACUUGAAAGGUACCAAAAAUGCAGCUAUGGCACAUUGGAAGAUAACCGAUCAGCCAAAGAGAUGGAGCAAAAUAGCUACAGAGAGUACUUGAAACUGAAAGCUAAAUAUGAAGAACUGCAACAUUGUCAAAGGCACCUUCUUGGCGAAGACCUUGGCCCUCUAAACCUGAAGGAUCUUGAGCAUCUUGAGCAUCAACUAGAGACUUCAUUGAAGCAAAUUAGGUCAACAAAGCAGACCCAGUCUAUGCUUGAUCAGCUCUGUGAUCUUCAAAACAAGGAAAAGAUGUGGAUUGAGGCUAACAAAGCUCUAGAGAGAAAGCUGGAUGAGAUUUACAGAGAGAAUCAGCUGCAAUCAUCCUGGGGCGGCGGCGGCGGCGAGCAAGGGAACAGUUCCUUCAACCACCACCACCACCACCACCACCCUCAUUCUCAGGCCUUCUUCCACCCUUUUGAUUGCAAUCCCACUUUGCAAAUAGGGUACCCUGAAGUAUCAAACCAGAUGAGUACUGCUGCAACUCAUGAACAAAACAUGAAUGGAUUGGUUCCUGAGUGGAUGCUCUGAGUCUUGCAUUUCUUCAAUAAAUAAAUAUGUUUAUAAGGUAAGAUGGAAGCAUUUUGCUUCUCUCUCUCUACAUAUAUAUAUAUAAGUAUGUAUGCAGCCUCCUGUAAUAAUGAAGAGCAGCAGCUUACUUAUUAUAGUUGAAUCCCUUGCUGGACCAAGGCAUACAUGUAACAGAACUUAUAUGGCACCUUCAUUAGUGGAGUUGAGGGACCUCUUGGAUAAGCUUCUUAAUUUGAAACUUUAAUAUGUAAAUCAUGAUGAACAGUCCAGUCCAUGACAGAGUUAGAUCAUGGAUUGGCCCAAGUUGUAAUUGGGCCUUUUAUAUUUCAAACUGGGCCCUUACUUGAACUCUGUAAUAUUGAUGAA